Molecule: messenger RNA, 684 nt
Organism: Chenopodium quinoa (quinoa)
Lineage: Eukaryota; Viridiplantae; Streptophyta; Magnoliopsida; Caryophyllales; Amaranthaceae
Exons: 3
Coding region: 1-684 (227 amino acids)
Source: RefSeq, a predicted model, not a curated record
AUGAUCACUAUCCCAAAUGAAAAGGAAUCCGUGCGGAUAUUCAUUAGAAAUCUCCAAGAUAAGUACCAAAAGCACUUAAAAUAUCAACUUCUAAACACUUUCAAGGCUGUCUACAAUAUAGGCAUCAAAAUUGAGGACGACCUUAUGAAAUCGGCAGCGGCUAACAGUAAUAAUGCGAAAGGAAAUAAGAAUGAUCAUCCUUCUUCUUUCUCUCCCAUUAAUGAAGUACUUGCUAAAGACACUUCUAAGCAACGAAUCCAAAGGUCAAAAAGGAUGUUUACUCCUCUUGGCAUGAGCUAUGAAACAGCCUUCGAUAAACUACACCACAAUAGACUGGUCAUGCCCAUAGGACCAAUCAAAGAUCCAGUCCCGGAGGCCAGGCCACCUAAGUGGUUGGAUGUGAAGAAUGCUUUCUUACAUGGUAAUCUAAAUGAAACUGUGUACAUGUAUCAACCUUUAGGAUUUAAAGAUCCUUCCCGGCCCGAUCAUAGUUUUGCAGACUUUGUGGCUUCUAUUGGUUUUGCUCACAGCAAAUCCGAUAAUUCUUUGUUCAUUUAUCACCAUGGUAAUGCUACUGCUUACAUUCUUCUACAUGUUGAUGAUAUUGUCCUCACUGCUUCUUCAGAGUCUCUUUGUCGCCAUGUGAUUUCACAACUGAGCUCUGAAUUUGCAAUGAAAUAUUAG